Messenger RNA from Penicillium cosmopolitanum, 225 nucleotides. RefSeq lists its product as uncharacterized. Lineage: Eukaryota; Fungi; Ascomycota; Eurotiomycetes; Eurotiales; Aspergillaceae. Bases 1 to 225 code for a protein of 74 amino acids. The transcript has a single exon. The record is from RefSeq and is a predicted model, not a curated record.
AUGACUCGAUGCGGUACCGCUUCAGAGAAGGGUAUCAGCGUAUUGAAAGCUCACAUCGUCGGCACCAUCGAAAAUCAUCGUCGAGGCCAGGUGAUGAAUACUACUUUUAUCGUCGAGGUCGUCAAGGUUCGGGAUCAUCUCAAGCUAGACCGCAGCCGCAGCCACAACCACAACAGUACGAUGGAACACGCAAACGCACCCGUGUCUAUUACUCCCCGGGCUUAA